Messenger RNA from Lindgomyces ingoldianus, 526 nucleotides. RefSeq lists its product as uncharacterized. The record is from RefSeq and is a predicted model, not a curated record. Lineage: Eukaryota; Fungi; Ascomycota; Dothideomycetes; Pleosporales; Lindgomycetaceae. The transcript has a single exon. Bases 112 to 393 code for a protein of 93 amino acids.
GGACUUUACUCCCACUAUCUCCUUAACCUUUCCGAACAGGCCGAUGGAUUAAUUCGCUCCGCUUCAACGUACGGCGGUAUGCUCUAGCAUGCAUUUAAGCGCGGCCGGGUGAUGAUUCGCUUGCUGUGGGCUUUACUCGAACAUUGUUUGACACAACGGUCAACGUCCCGGUCUCUGACUGUGGGCCAAUCCGCCCCUACACAUCUCAAACAGACGUCGUGCCUGUCUUUAAUAGGGUCCCCAAAUUUACACCCUGAAAAUGCGCCCAUUCGGAAUCAUUGGGCUGCAGCUCCGAGAUACGAGGAAAGGCACAUUUGUGACGGGGAAACUCGUGACCCCUCAUCGGUGUCAGUGCCUCAUGCACAAGCGAAAUGGCGGUCGGGGAUGGUGUAAUUCCGCUGAACCUCAUCAUCUCGGUUCCCGAGUACCACGAGUAGGUUUAUGAAGGAUAUGGCUCUCAUCUGGAAGAAGUCCUAUCCUCAGACCCACAACUGUCCAGAAGGUCGGGGUGGUCUGAUAAAGUUUC